Molecule: messenger RNA, 4116 nt
Organism: Podospora pseudocomata
Lineage: Eukaryota; Fungi; Ascomycota; Sordariomycetes; Sordariales; Podosporaceae
Exons: 3
Coding region: 2565-3599 (344 amino acids)
Source: RefSeq, a predicted model, not a curated record
CAAACGCAAAGAAACCAUCGACAGGCUUGAUGGGACCGUGGUUCUCCUGAACGUAUGAAGGCCGACAUGGUACACCUGGCUUCUGCACCUUGCGAGCAGGAGCAAAGUCGAGGUUGAACAAGCCCGCCUUGGACCAGUUGGAGAAGCCAAUCUGGGCCAUGCCGCCGUCGCCAAAGAUGACAAUUGGGAGACCAGGCCCUUCACGCACCAUGGCGUAGUAGGCCUCGUGCUGAGCCCGGGUGCCUUGUUCGUUGAUGGCCCGCCGCACUUGUCUCGCGAGCCAACUGAGGGGCUUGGUGUUGACGUCACCAGCAGUGACGAGAACGUUGCCCCAACCGAAAGCAUUGCCGACAUAGGGACUCUUGGAUGCCUCAGGGAUCAGGUCACCUUCGAAUGCCUUACGGAGCGACAUGGCAAUGGAUCCAGCCACUGUCCUGUUGGGGUCCAUGUCCUGGGGCCCGACAACUGACUUCAUCGUCCAGGCAGUGAGGAUGUCGCCUUCAGUCAGGAAGACCUUGGAUGGGUCCUCGCCCUUUUCGGUUGCUUCAGCCCGGAGCUCCUCGAUUGCUUUCUCCAUCUGCGUCUUCCAAUACGAUUGCGGAAUGCACACCAUGCGGUUUUCCUUGGCCCGUGCCAACAUAUCGAAGCCAUAUCCGAGACCCCAUUUGAGCAUACCGCCAAUUCCAACCUUCUUGUCCAUCAACAGAUGGGGCUCUGUUGGCUGUCGGGUUCCUUUAGCCAAAGCCUCGAACGGGUCGCUGUCCAAACCGCAGGGUGUGGGAAUCUCGUGCUCCUUGCCCCAGAGCAUGUUGCUCCAGCCCUCGAUGACAUAUUGCAUACCCAACGCAUCGAAGGCAACAUGCUGCCAUUGGAGAACGGCAAUGGUUUUGUCGGUGAAAGAGUUGACACGCAGACCUAGGACGGGCAUGUCAGAAGUGAGAUAAUCGCUGAUGCCGCCGGGCCUGUAACCAGGCUCGAAAGCCAAAUCAGCGAGGUCGUCAGGGUCCGCGACAACCGCCGGCCUAGUGGACGGUUGCGGGAUUCGCGAGGCAGCUGGGUGCUGGGCGGCGGGGACUCCGUGAUCGACAUGGGCGUAGUUGAUGAUGGGACGGUCAGCUGAGAAGACAGUAGGGAUAUGCCACUCGAUCGCUCCGGUUGUUGGGUUCUUCCGGAGACGUCCUCCAAGUCUCUGCCAGCCUUCCCUCUUCACAAGACCCUCGAGGGCUUGCUUCAACUUUUCUGGCUCCAACACAUCGUCGAACACAAGAGAUACGGCCAUGUUGUUGCCCUGCACCAGCGGGCCGCUCUCGAAGAAAUGGAGCGGCACCACCCGGUCGGUAUCGACCGUUGGGACGGGUGGCUUCCCGCUACCGAAUAGUUUGUUCAUCUUUGUCAGCGGAUCGAAAGAAAUGAGCGACUGCCGUUGCUGAGAGCGGGCCAGAAUCGAAAUCGUCAGAGAAAUAGGGGGAAUAGGCAGAGGAUAUCGCCACAGAAAGAAAACACAGAGUCGCAGCCUUCAAUCUCGUCAACGUCUUUGUUUCUUUUUAUCAGCUUCUCUUGCAACGCAACGACACGGGGGAAUCGUGCGAGUAAAUCAUCGUCUUUGGCCACGACGAAACCACAAUUUCGGCCUCUCGGGGCCCUCGGUCCACGGAAUCAUUGCCCUGCGGUCCAUCGUGUGGCCUCGCUUCUGGGAACGAUAGCCCCCUUGGAGUUUGGGGGUGCCUGGCAUCUCGUCCCCCAGACAAGGGCUCUGCAGAUGUGAUUUUGCUUCUGCUGAUGCCGUUAACCGUUUUCGGUAGCCGCUACGAAUUUGCUGCAGCCAACAUCACGCUACGGCGUGGGAAAAGGGGUGUUUUCGUUGCUUUCCUGGAUUCCUGGGACGGUUGCCCCUUUUCCCCGGCUGAUGAUCUCUGGCAAUUCAUCGUUUCCUGUCAACCACUGCCAGCAAAAUGGCAACACGGGGAACCCGGCCGCCUGGCCCCGGUCCCUACCGCAUGCCUGCCGAGCCGAAACUAACGUGACGGCGCCGUCGCCCGUCGCACGGAUUAUGGGUCCCGUACUCGGGUCCCACUCUCAGUCGUUCCUCGGUGCCAAACCGUGGGAUUGGGAGUGGGAUAUGAGGGAAACUCAGGGAAAUCGCCAAUUGCGAUUCGUUUCAAACCUCUGCUUCUUUCCAGUAGCGCGGAACUAUCAACCCACUUUCUGCAUGCCAAAUCACCUUUUGUUCAACCAGCAAUAGAACUUCAAGACCAUGAUCCUGGAGCUACACUACCGAGGAAUCGAGAAGCGACGGAAGGCACAACCGAAUUUGCUUUUUCUAAAACUCUUCUCAGCAAGGGUCCUUGUCGCCCUCGUGCCACCCAGGUGAAGAUGGCCUUGUCCGAGCUAGAUUUGCAACAAAACUGGGCUCAUGCCCAUCUUGGGACUGGAAUCUGGAGUUGAUCCUUGUGGACUAUGUUUAUGACGGUUAUUAUACGGCCAAAACACCAUCGAAUUCUGACGGCACCGAGACUUGACGACAAGAUAGUGACAGAGAGGAAAAGGCAGACGACACAGAAAAGAUGGAUCCCAGUCUCCUCCCAGAACCGACCCAGGAUAUUGGGCAGUUGGGUGCCCCGUACAAUGACCUUCAAAUCGGCACAAUGGUCGCCUUUGGGAUAACAUACUUCAUGGCGACAUUCUUCCUGGCUUGCCGAUAUUUCCAGGCCAUCAAGAUAGUAAAGAACGUCGAGAUCGAUUUGAUCAUCUUGACACUAUGUUAUGGCCUUGCACUAGCCUACUUCAUCACCAUGGUUAAGCUGAUGGACUAUGGGUGGGCGCGACACAUGACGGAGAUCUUUGCGUCCAACUGGAUGAACCUCCUCGAGUUCAACAACAAGCUGCUCCCCAACACGCUUAUCUAUCUCAUCACACCGGCUGUGACCAAGAUGGCCAUGUUGACUGUCUUGUUCAAGAUCAAUCCUUCGGUCACAUACCGUAUCUGCGUUGUGGUUAUUGGAGUAUGCAUUUUUGCCUACACUUUGGUGCUGACCUACCUGACCGGAGGGCCCUGCACGCCGCUCAAGGGUGACGAGACGAUCAAGUGCUUGAUGAACGUUGCCAUUUCGCAGUCAGUGUUGAACAUUGCGUCUGACAUUGCCGUCAUCUUGCUUCCCAUUCCCACCAUUAUCAGCUUGCAGCUGAGCUUCAAGCAGAAGUUAUCUGUAGGAGGUAUUUUGGCUCUGGGCUCUGCUGUCGUCAUCUGCUCCAUUGCGCGCCUGCCCUAUUCCAUCUCCCUCGGGUCAUCAGAUGAUCUCUCCUGGGAAGAAGGCAUUCUCGGCAUCUGGUCCAUCGUGGAGGUUAACAUCGGCAUCGUCUGCGGCUGCGCCAUGAGACUCAAGAAGCUUGUCACGGCCUACCUGCCCAGAAUGGGCUGGAACAGCUCGCAAAAGAAGUCGACGCCGUACGGCAGUUCAUGGGGUGGCACCACUGCUGCGGGGUCAAAAGGUGGAAACAAGACUUUUGACGAGGCAAACGGUUUAAAGGGUGAUUACCAAUUACACAGCGUGCAGAAGGGUGGUCUUGAAGCCGGGAGCACGGAUACGAUUCUGAAAUAAGGCAUCACCGAAGGAGGGGUGUUGAUGAGGAGUCAAGGGCACAUACAUGAACACAAGGGACAACAACAACAAGAACAGGACCGAAGGACAAGGAACAACAAACGUGUCGACGGGAUGGGACAGAUAUGGAGGGUAAAAUUGGGGUAGGAGCGUUUGUUAUUUUUUUGCCUUGCUCAGGUAUGCGUUUUUGGGUUUGGGGGUAGGCCCCGAUUAAAAGAAGAGAAUGUUUUCUUUGUGUAAUAGUAGUAUGGUCAUAGACUUGGAAAGUUUAGAGAGACAACAACAAUCAAGUAAAUUUAAAACAAAUGAGCUUGCCUCUAUUGUGACGAAUGCUCACUGGGAAGGACAUAAGCGCAGCGUAGGGACACUCGCUAGCUUGUUGAAGUCCCCAAUGUCAGUCUGCUUACAUAUUGGUCGACUAAGAACACGGCUGGCUGGACCGUCAACUACAAACAAUAAUGUAUUCUUCCUCAGCAAAGUUCUAAUUAUCUCGGGCGGUGAUAGGCUUAUGAGUUUU